GAACUGCGGUGGGAGUUCUGUCAAGGAAGAUGCAUCCUCUGACCAAGUUGAUGGCCGUCUUGAAACCUCCAAACCUGGCUCCUCAUGAAGAGAGUGAGGUCCUGAGAGCAGAUGUGUCUUGGCAGCAGGAACCCAUCCUGGUGAUGGAGACAGAUGACUCUGAGGCCUCUCGUCAGAAGUUCAGACAUUUCCGGUGUUUGGAAGUAUCUGGGCCUUACGAAGCCCUGAGCCAACUCUGGGAGCUCUGCCUUCGUUGGCUGAGACCAGAGAUUCAUACAAAGAAGCAGAUGGAGCUCUUGGUGCUGGAGCAGUUCCUGACAGUUCUCCCUGAAGAAGUCAGGACUUGGGUGAAUUUACAGCAUCCGAAGAACAGCAGAGAAGUGGUGAGCCUCAUAGGGGACGUGAUUGAUCUGCUAAAGGAUGAAGGGCGAAGCUGCACGGAGCCUGUUCUCCCCCCGAAGGGGAGCAUCGCGCAAGAGGCGCUGGAAGCCGACUUGCCAGCAGGCAGAGGCCAGGAACCGGUGGCGUUCAAGGAGGUGGUUGUGGAGUUCAGCGAGGAGGAGUGGGAGCAGCUGGGCCCCGCGGGGAGGACGCUGUGCAGGGACGUGAUGCUGGAGACCUACAGGAACCUGAGCUCAUUGCGUAAAGAGCGUCUUCUCUCCAAGCCAGCUGAGAUCUCCGAGUUGCAAAGUCAGACAACAGCCUGCAUGAUGGAGCCAGAAGUCCCAAGGACAGCUGUUUUGGAUAGAGAAACAAUUUCAGAAAAUCAAGAUUUAGUUCCAAAGCAGAGAAUUUCUAGAGAAGAAUCACACUGCAGAGUGAUUAAGACAAGACCAACCGAAAGCGGGCACCCUUCUUUAGAGGCCUGGAAAAGUGAUGAUGGGUCAUAUAGGAACUGGGAACGCUGGACUAGAAAUUCGUCACAAGAAGCUCUCAUCCCUGAGGUGGUCGGCACUGAGAAAGGAGACUUUGAAUAUAGUGAAAAUAAGGAAAGUUUUGAUGUUAACUCCAUUAUUGAUACACAACAGGGAAUUCCUAUGAAAAAGGAUUCCCCAAAGUGUGAUCAGCUUAAAACUAACAUAUUUAAUUUAGACUCAGUAGGUGAGCAACAGUCAGAAUAUAAGGAAUGCGGGAAUGCCUUGAGUCUGAGUACAGAUACUCGACACCCAAAGAGUCAUGCCACAGGGAAUUCCUAUGAGUGUUACCAAUGUGGGAAAUCCUUCAGCCGCAGUUCAUCUCUUGUUCGACAUCAGAUCAUUCACACAGGAGAGAAGCCCUAUAAAUGCAGUGAAUGUGGAAAAUUCUUUAAUCGACGUACAAACCUUACUAAGCAUCAAAAAAUUCACACUGAAGCAGAGGCCUACAGAGACAAUACACGUGGGAAAGCCUUCUGUAAGCGUGAAGACAGUAGUAAAACUCCGGGACUCCGUUCUGCCGAUAAUCUCUAUGAAUGUGUUAAUUGUGGAAAAUCCUUCACCCGGAGCUCCUCGCUUAUUCGACAUCAAAUGAUUCAUACAGGAGAGAAACCAUUCAAAUGUAAGGAGUGCAAGAAAACCUUCACAAGGCGUUCCAACCUUAUUAAACACCAAAAACUUCACACUUGAGAGAAGCCCUGUGACAGGAAGGAUGUGGGAUUACCUUCAGUCAGAGUGAAGAACUCAUUCAACGUCCAUGAAUUUAUGCUGCAAGGAAUCCUGUGA
Messenger RNA from Sus scrofa (pig), 1700 nucleotides. NCBI's taxonomy places the organism in Eukaryota, Metazoa, Chordata, Mammalia, Artiodactyla, Suidae. The record is from RefSeq and is a predicted model, not a curated record.